Molecule: messenger RNA, 3376 nt
Organism: Aureococcus anophagefferens
Lineage: Eukaryota; Pelagophyceae; Pelagomonadales; Pelagomonadaceae
Exons: 4
Coding region: 89-3265 (1058 amino acids)
Molecular function (GO): protein binding
Source: RefSeq, a predicted model, not a curated record
AGCGCUUGCUUAUGGCUUGCUAGAGGCAGCACGCGCUUGCGCAGCUUCGCGGGCUCGCUGCGCAGCUUCGCGAGCUCGCUGUGCUCUGAUGAUGGCGCGUUUCUCAUUGCUCUGCUCGUUGUUCGCAGCCGUCGCGCGCAGUAACGUCUUGGAGACUGACAGCCACUUUUUUUCCACAUCAGACGGAGACGUCCUCGAGCCGGCACCCAUCCGCGCGCAAGGCAUAACGCAAAUCGCGACGACCAUCGCGCGCGAAGGCUUCGUCUACGCGCCGCGCGACGCGGACCUCGCCGCGCUCGUCGCGGACGCCGCCUCCGCGUGCGGACGAGCCGAAUCGUGUCUUCGAAACCGCUUCUCCGCGGCGGCGACGCACGCGACGAGACUCGAGGCACGAGUCCGCGAGCUCGCGACGGAGCGCUUCGGCGGCGGCGUCGCCUGCGCCGGCGUCACGGUCUUCGGUCGCCCGGCGGCCGCACCGCAGAACAUGCACUACGACGCGGUGAAAUCGGACGGGCAAGCGUGCGAGGACGUGACGCCGUCGCCGCCGGCCUACGCCGUGCGGGCCUGGCUUCCCCUGCAUGUCGUCGACGCUGCGCCGCUCCUCCUCUCGAACAGCACGUGGCUCUACGACAACGCGUGUCCGCGGCGCGCGCUCUCGCCCUUCGGCGGCGGCGGCGGGUCUUCGCCGACCGCGCGGGUCUUCUCGGCCGACGAGUUCGCGGCGGACUGCGGCGCGGACGGGUGCGCCUACUUCCACACGCUCGGCAUGGAGCCCGGCGAGCUCGUCUUCUUCCGGAACGGCGAGGUGCUCCACGGCACCGCGGCCGUCGGCGCCCCGGACGCGCCGCCGCGCGUGGCGCUCAGCGUCGACUGCGAGGUGCCCAACGACGACCCCAUAAGACGGUUCCUGGCCCCAGAUUCGGACGAGGACGUGCUGCCGGACGACGACGACCGCGCCGCGCCGGAGCCGCUCGAGCACCGGCUUAGCACGGGCUCAGCGACGAACGAGGUCGCCGCCAUCGACUCCAUCGCCGUGGAAGACUCGCUCUCCCAGACGCUGCACUCGCCGGUGGCCCGGCCGACGGGCGCCGGCCGCGGCCGCGACGUCGUCUGGACGCCGACGCCGGACGCGAAGCCGCGCCGGACGAACAGCGGCGGCUCCGCGUCGCUGCCGCGGUCGCGGCGCUCGGACGGCAGCAGCGGCAGCCGCGGCGAAAGGCGCGAAGCGACGCGAGUGAUGAGCCGCGCGAACGAGCGGGCCUGGCGCAAGACGUCGCGCCACGCGCGGCUCGAGUUCGCGAUGAACUUCGAGGGCGCGUCCGCCCCGCUGACCCUGGCGACGGCGCGCGAGGACAAGUCCGCCGCCGCGCGGCUCCGGUCGCCGUCGGAGGAUUCGGCCGCGGCGCCGCGGCUCCGGUCGCCGUCCGAGGAUUCCUCCGCGCCGGCGCCCGCGCCCGAGCGGCCGGCCGAGGAGGAAGAGACCGUCCUCGACCUGCGGCGGUCCGCGACGGCGGAGCGCGUCGUCGCGGCGCUGGAGCCGGCGCGCCGGGCGGCGCGCGUGCGCGCGACGCUGCAGAGCUCGACCCUCGCGCGGCUCCCGCCGCCGCUGCUCUCGCUCCAGCUCACGAGCCUCGACGUGUCCUACUGCGCGAACCUCAACGUCGUCGCCGUCGACGCGAUCGCGGCCGCGCGGACGCUCCGGUCGCUCGCCGCGCGCCACGUCGGGAGCGGCCUCGAGGCGCUGCCCGCAUCCUGGGCGGCGCUGAGCCUCGCGCGGCUCGACGCGUCGGAGAACCGGCUGCACCGCUGGCCGUCGGCGCUCUUCAAGUUCCCGCUCGACGGCGCGAAGACGCCGCUCGCGGCGUCGCUCGUCGCGCUCGACCUGUCGCGGAACCUGCUCGUCGACGUGCCCGCGUCCGUGGGCUGCCUCGGCGCGCUCGAGGCGCUCGACCUGCGGGACAACUCGCUCGCGACCGUCGACGACGCGCUCUUCUCGAGCCCGCCGAGCCUCCGGCGCCUGGACCUGAGCUCGAACCCGAACCUCGUCGACCUGCCGCCGACCGUCGCCGCCUUCGUGUCGCGGCCCGGAUCGUCGCUGCUGCUCCGCGACAACGCGCAGCUCCGCGCGCCGCCGUCCGCGGUCGUCGCGGGCGGCAGCGACGCGGUCGUCAAGUUCUACGGCACUUUGAGCGACGCGGACGCGGCCCUCGACCGGCAGCGCCGGCGCGCGUACCUCGCGCGCCGCGACCGGGAGCUGCUCCGGCGCCUCGAGGCCGUCGAGGCGCGCGCGAACCGCCGCGCCGCGGACCCGCGCUUCGCGGGCGACGGCGGCGACGACCCCGCGGACGGCGGCGGCGGCGGCGACGCCGCGGCGGCGAGCGAGCCCUUCGACGGCCGCCGCAUCGCGACGCUCGCGCUGCUCCUCGAGCGCCAGGCCGAGGCCGCCGACGCGGAGCCGCCCGCGUCGCCCGAGGCGCCGCCGCCGCCGCCGCCGCGGCUCGCGCGGUCGUCGUCGAGCCGCGCGGCGCCCGCGUCGACGCCGCUCGCGUCGCGGAAGUCGUCGCCCGCGCUCUCGCCGCUCACGUCGCGGAAGUCGUCGCCCGCGCUCUCGCGGACGAAGAAGCCGCGGUCCGCGCGGGCCAUCCGCCGCGCGGCGUCGGAGCCCGAGCUCGCGUCCGGGCCCGAGCCCGAGGCGACGCUCGGCGAGCGGCGCGCGGCCCAGGCGCGCCUCGACCUGGAGGAGGCGCGGCUCGCGCUGCGGCGCCUCGGCGCGGGCGACGACGACGGCGGCGAGGAGAUCGAGAUCCUCGCGGGCUUCUGCCCCGCUGAACGCGAACGCGCAGCUCGAGCUCAUGCGCGAGGUGGAACGCCGGCGGCGGCUCGCUCCUCUUCCAGCGCGACCGCGAUCACGCCCGAGCCCGGCGAGUUCGUCGCGGUGCUCGAGCGCUGCGGCGACAACCUCGAGCUCUGCUUCCUCAACGCCUGCGCGUCCGUCGCCAUCGCGCGGCGCAUCGUCCACGACCUGCCGAACGUCAAGGUCCUCUGCUGGAAGACCGCGGUCCACGACGAGGCCGCGCGCUUCUUCGCGCACGCAUUCUACACCUACGUCGGCGACCGGCCCUGCGUCGACACGCAGGAGGCCUACGACGCCGCCGUCGCCGCCUUCAAGCAGAAGUACGUCGUCGGCAACCCGCACCCGUGGCCGCGCGCGGGCCUCGAGCGGCGGCCCCACGGCGUGCCCGCGAUGCUCAGGGGGCGGGGGUAAGAGGGAGCUGUGGUGCCAUGAGCCACGCGCCUGGGAUGGUGUGCGUUCAAUUCGAGGUGGGUGCGGUAAAGUGGAUGGUUGGAGGCCUCCCACUCCUCCGCAGAAGCCGCU